AUGAGUUCUGGAGUACAUCAUGCAGCUGCUUUAAUUUUGAAUUUAGCUGCUACUUUACAUAUCUGCGACACCCAAGUAGCCGAAUCUUUUGCUCCAUUUGUGCCAAAAGACAUUUUACCGGAUGUAUCGCAAACACUGGUUGAUUUAUCCAUAACAAAAAAUGAAACCGGCCCGUUUUGUAAAUGGAAUGGAAGAUUCUAUUUUUGUGAUAAAAUUUUUAAUUUUGUACCAACGGAUGAGGGUAUUUGCUAUCAAUUCAAUGGCUUGCAAGCAAAGGAUAUAUAUCGCGAUGAAAGAUUUGUAAGUUAUCGAGACCCGGAAAUAGUUGAUUUUAAUAAUUACUUCGAUCCAUUGCCCAAAUACAAUAACAUAUCUGGAAAUUGGUCACUAGAUGAUGGUUACAUAGAUCAGGGAUACAAUUCUUAUCCACAACGCACUGCUUUCUCUUCUGUUCGUAAUGCAUUUUUUGCGUUCCUUCAAGGCUAUGAACAUAAUUUUGAUUACGCAUGCCGUAGUUUUAGGCAGGGCUACAAGGUGUUCCUUAAUUCUCCCGAGAGUGUGCCACUUACUAUGGGCAACUACAUUUUAGUGCCGCAUGGAGAUGAGGUCAUGGUUAGUGUGCUGCCCCAAUAUGUUGUUUCAACGGAAAAUUUACAUGAUUUCAGUCCAGAAAAACGUCAAUGUUUCUUUAACGAUGAACGUUACCUCCGUUUCUUCCGUGCCUAUUCUCAAAGUAAUUGCCAAACUGAGUGCCUCGCAAACUUUACUAUAUCAAAAUGUGGAUGUGCGAAAUUUUGGAUGCCAAAACCCUUAGAUGUGCCAGUUUGUGGUGCCGCUGAUAUUAUGUGCUAUAAUAAAGCACAAGACGAAUUAAAUCUGAUCUUACAAAAUCAAACAAUGCAAAAAACUAUGGAUGCUAAUGUGAAGAUUAUGUGUGACUGUAUGCCUGCCUGUACGUCUCUGGAAUAUAAUUUUGAAAUCUCUCGAUCUCAUUACAAUCUAGAGAAAACAAUCCGUGCUUUUCGAGAAGUAUAUGAGCAUUCAGAUUUUAUGGGUUCACGUUUGUCAGUUUAUUUUAAGGAGCAUCAAUUCACUGCAAUUAAACGUACUGUCAUAUUUAGCAUCACUACUCUUAUAGCGAACUGUGGUGGUAUUUUUGGUCUCUUUAUGGGCAUAUCCGGAUUAAGUAUUAUUGAACUGGCUUACUUCUUCUCAGUACGCCUAUUUGAUAAUUUACGUAAACGGCGUAUGAGUAAGAAGAAGUUAUUACAACAAGAAGAGGAACAUGAGAACUAGAUACAGUACCGGAAGUAGUGGCAGAAGUAAAAAAUCUUUUUUCUUGUUUGGGUACACAUAGUCUACCUGGCAUCGUGGUAUAUCCACAGUUCGCUUAUGUAUAGAUGUUCAACGCCAUAUAAAAUUUAUGUCCACUAAAAUUUUUAUAUUUAUCCGUGCAAUUUUAAUGACGUAUCAUCAAUGAGUCGUAUACUAUAAAUAAAAAAAAAUCAAAUAUAUUAUAGUAAGGAGAGAGUGAAAGCGUAAAGCCCUUCUCUAUUCAAAAUUAAUGUUAUAUAAAAGAUAAAUAUAUGUGUUAGUAAGUUGAAUUUUAAAAAG
Teleopsis dalmanni is the source of this 1614-nucleotide messenger RNA. RefSeq names its product pickpocket protein 28-like. The transcript is spliced from 7 exons. Bases 1 to 1296 code for a protein of 431 amino acids. Lineage: Eukaryota; Metazoa; Arthropoda; Insecta; Diptera; Diopsidae. Gene Ontology annotation, biological process: sodium ion transmembrane transport. The record is from RefSeq and is a predicted model, not a curated record. Gene Ontology annotation, cellular component: membrane. Gene Ontology annotation, molecular function: ligand-gated sodium channel activity.